Molecule: messenger RNA, 2024 nt
Organism: Humulus lupulus (European hop)
Lineage: Eukaryota; Viridiplantae; Streptophyta; Magnoliopsida; Rosales; Cannabaceae
Product: acyl-coenzyme A oxidase 4, peroxisomal
Exons: 12
Coding region: 272-1591 (439 amino acids)
Biological process (GO): fatty acid beta-oxidation
Cellular component (GO): peroxisome
Molecular function (GO): acyl-CoA dehydrogenase activity; flavin adenine dinucleotide binding
Source: RefSeq, a predicted model, not a curated record
CCCAACUUUUUCUCUCAAAAGAUUCACUUUUCCUAUCAUUUAUUUAUAAUAUCUUCUUUUGGAUUUGAUCUAGAAGAAGAGUUGUAAACGACGUCGUUGAUGUCCUUACCCACUCGAUUAUAUAUAUAUAUAUCAACGAUAUAGAUUUGCGUGCCGAAGUCUCGAACUUAUCUGCCAUGACCGUGACUCUCUUUCUUCUCUGAUCAUUUUCUUUUAGUUUUCCUUUUUUCUCUCUGCUACAAGUUCGACUUCAUUUUCCUCUCCGGCCACCAUGACUGUUCGUUCGGCUUCAAAUACAGGUGAUACUGAGAAGAACGAGAGGACCUCUUAUUUUAACUUACCAGCUCUGGAUGUCUCAAUCGCUUUUCCCCAAGCAACUCCAGCUUCUGUCUUUCCUCCUUGUACUUCAGAUUAUUAUAUCUUUGAUGAUCUUUUGACUCAUGAGGAAAAAUCUCUGAGGAUGAAAGUCCGAGACUGCAUGGAAAAAGAAGUAGCACCAAUAAUGGCAGAGUACUGGGAGAAGGCAGAGUUUCCAUUCCAAAUUAUUCCAAAGCUUGGUGCCCUGCGUGUCACUGGUGGCACAAUUAAGGGUUAUGGUUGUCCUGGUCUUUCUAUUACUGCAAAUGCCAUUGCCACUGCAGAAAUGGCUAGAGUUGACGCUAGUUGUUCGACUUUUGUCCUUGUCCAUUCUUCACUUGGAAUGCUCACUAUUGGCUUGUGUGGAUCUGAUGCGCAAAGGGAGAAAUAUUUACCUUCUUUGGCCCAAUUAAAAACUGUAGCUUGUUGGGCUUUGACCGAACCUGGUUAUGGAAGUGAUGCAAGUUCUUUAGCAACAACUGCAACAAAGGUUAAAGGAGGUUGGAUUCUUGAAGGUCAAAAGCGUUGGAUAGGAAACAGCACUUUUGCUGAUGUGUUGAUUAUUUUUGCACGAAACACAACAACAAAUCAAAUAAAUGGAUAUAUUGUAAACAAGAAUGCCCCUGGAUUAACAGCUACCAAAAUAGAAAAUAAAAUUGGUUUGCGAAUGGUUCAGAAUGGAGAUAUUCUCUUGAAAAAGGUUUUUGUUCCUGAUGAGGACAGGUUGCCUGGUGUUAAUUCUUUUCAGGAUACUAGCAAGGUUCUUGCUGUUUCCCGUGUUAUGGUUGCUUGGCAACCCAUUGGUAUAUCAAUGGGUGUCUAUGACGUGUGUCACAGGUAUUUGAAAGAGAGAAAGCAAUUUGGAGCUCCACUGGCAGCUUUCCAAAUUGUUCAAGAGAAACUUGUCCGUAUGCUGGGAAAUGUUCAAGCAAUGCUACUGAUGGGUUGGCGACUUUGCAAGCUGUAUGAGACUGGUAAAAUGACUCCAGGUCAAGCUAGCUUGGCAAAGGCUUGGAUAACCUUAAAGGCAAGGGAAACUGUCUCUCUAGGACGAGAAUUACUCGGCGGAAAUGGGAUCUUAUCAGAUUUCUUAGUAGCCAAGGCGUUCUGUGAUUUGGAACCUAUAUACACAUUUGAAGGGACGUAUGACAUCAACAGCUUGGUCACAGGUAGAGAAAUUACUGGUUUUGCCAGCUUUAAACCAUCUGCUUCUAGCCAGAGAAGCCGCCUGUGACACUGUAAAACUUUCCAACUCCAAUUCCAUGUGGAAAGUCUUUAAUUCCAUUGUCGAUGGGGUUGUGUUGGCUGUUUCACUAUGCAUUACAAUAAAUCUCCAUAAAAAAAAGUUAUGGAAUAAGAUAAGGUCAUGCUAAUGCAUAUAAUGUUAUUGUAGUUUAACGAGUUUGUGUCCUUACGUUGGACCAAAACUUGGGUAUACACUUUACCAUUACUGAAACUGAAUAGGCAUUGUUGUUUUGAAAGCGUGCCUUACUAUGAUUGCCACACCUUGUUGCAAUCUAUAUUAUAAAUGGUAGAAUUGAAAAGGCUACAACCCUUAAACAUUGUCAAAUGCACUAGUAGUAUGAAUGUCUUGGAAAGCCUUCACGAGGCCCCAUGUAUAUAUUCAUGUAAAUCUAUGAUAAAGUUUUACAGUGAGUUGACCGCUA